CGAAGUUGCUAAAACCCUAACCCCUGAAUUAUGUAGGAGUACGACUAAAGAAAACCCAAAUCUUAGGAAGCUGAACUAAUUCCCACAAGUAUAGUAAAUAUGGCCUCUUUGGCCUUCUUUGGUAGUCUUGUAAUUCCCCACAGAAACCCCGCUUCCACUCAUGAUGCGUCCUCAUUAUUCAGGUGUAACAGUGUAGCGGAGCCAUUGAAGUACAAGGACAAUGGGAAACCAGGCAGCUUGCCCAAUAGCAUUAGCAGUGAUUAUGGACAAGUAGCGUCGAUUCCAAGCUUCUUGACCACUCGUCAAUUAUAUGAAAGAAUCCCAGUUCAGAAAAAUGACACCCGGCUUCGAAUUUUCUCGGGCACUGCUAACCCUUCUUUGUCACAGGAAAUUGCGUGUUAUAUGGGUCUGGAGCUUGGAAAAAUUAAGAUAAAACGAUUUGCUGAUGGAGAGAUUUAUGUUCAACUACAAGAGAGUGUUAGAGGGUGUGAUGUAUAUCUUGUGCAGCCCACCUGUCCUCCGGCAAAUGAAAAUCUUAUGGAGCUCUUGAUAAUGAUUGAUGCUUGUCGAAGAGCAUCAGCCAAAAAUAUUACUGCUGUUAUUCCUUAUUUUGGAUAUGCUAGAGCUGAUCGAAAGACACAAGGGCGCGAGUCAAUAGCAGCCAAACUUGUGGCUAAUCUGAUUACCGAAGCUGGUGCAGACAGGGUUCUUGCCUGUGACCUUCAUUCUGGUCAGUCCAUGGGAUAUUUUGACAUUCCAGUGGAUCAUGUACAUGGUCAGCCUGUCAUACUUGAUUACCUUGCCAGCAAGGCCAUAUGUUCUGAUGAUCUAGUUGUGGUCUCACCGGAUGUUGGUGGGGUUGCUAGAGCGAGAGCUUUUGCCAAAAAGUUGUCUGAUGCACCUCUUGCAAUUGUUGAUAAAAGGCGUCAUGCGCAUAAUGUUGCUGAGGUGAUGAAUUUGAUUGGUGAUGUGAGGGGAAAAGUAGCAGUUAUGGUGGAUGACAUGAUUGAUACUGCUGGAACCAUUGCAAAAGGAGCAGCUUUGUUGCAUCAAGAAGGAGCUAGGGAAGUUUAUGCUUGCAGCACUCAUGCUGUUUUCAGUCCUCCUGCAAUUGAGCGGUUAUCAAGUGGCCUAUUCCAAGAGGUUAUCAUAACAAACACUAUUCCAGUAGCAGAAAAGAACUAUUUUUCCCAGCUUACGAUCUUAUCUGUGGCAAACCUCCUGGGUGAGACCAUAUGGCGGGUGCAUGACGAUUGUGCUGGUGGAUUUGAACCCUAUUCGAGCUUGGGCAUUGAUUGAUGAAUUUUUCAAUGCUGCCGUCCCUGCAUUGACUGUCAUUUUGCUCACCUGAAAGCAGCCAUUUGAGUCUGAAAUAAGUCACUCUUUUCUUUCAAUAAUUUUUUACCCUUGUACAAAUGUGCUAUACAAGAUCUUCAUAGAUGCAUGUUACAGAGUGGAAUUUUAUUUAUAUCAAAUCUUUCAGUGACUUGUUAUCUUUAUAUAAACAAUCUUCUAAAGGCUAUUGUUUACGUA
Molecule: messenger RNA, 1533 nt
Organism: Olea europaea var. sylvestris
Lineage: Eukaryota; Viridiplantae; Streptophyta; Magnoliopsida; Lamiales; Oleaceae
Product: ribose-phosphate pyrophosphokinase 1
Exons: 9
Coding region: 100-1299 (399 amino acids)
Biological process (GO): purine nucleotide biosynthetic process; ribonucleoside monophosphate biosynthetic process; 5-phosphoribose 1-diphosphate biosynthetic process
Cellular component (GO): ribose phosphate diphosphokinase complex; cytoplasm
Molecular function (GO): magnesium ion binding; ribose phosphate diphosphokinase activity
Source: RefSeq, a predicted model, not a curated record